AUGUUAAAUGUUAAUAUUGAUUUCUAUUAUUGUGAUCCUCAACCAGAAGACGUGGACAUAAAUAAGGUAGACUUUCCAUUAGUGGAAUCAAUAAUGAUAGAUCCAGAAUUUGAAACAGUAAAUAUUUUAUUAACACAGAGUCCAUGUGGAAAACUUCACGCUGACAGAAUAACAGACGUUGAAGCACUCACCGGCUAUAAAGUUUGUCCAUAUUGUAAAGAAGAAGUUUAUUCUAUCCGUGAUGAUCCAGAAAGGAAAAACCAAAGAAGAUUUUUAAAGCAUUGUGAGAAAUGUAAAGAAAAUAAUGGAAGAUUAAUUCAAGACGUUCAAUUGCAAAAAACCCAGCAACCAUAUGCACCACAUAUUACGAAA
Trichomonas vaginalis G3 is the source of this 372-nucleotide messenger RNA. RefSeq lists its product as uncharacterized. The annotation marks the transcript as partial. The record is from RefSeq and is a predicted model, not a curated record. Lineage: Eukaryota; Parabasalia; Trichomonadida; Trichomonadidae. The transcript has a single exon.